Boleophthalmus pectinirostris (great blue-spotted mudskipper) is the source of this 1653-nucleotide messenger RNA. RefSeq lists its product as uncharacterized. Gene Ontology annotation, biological process: carbohydrate metabolic process. Gene Ontology annotation, molecular function: xylose isomerase activity. The transcript is spliced from 14 exons. Lineage: Eukaryota; Metazoa; Chordata; Actinopteri; Gobiiformes; Gobiidae. The coding region runs from base 156 to 1475 and encodes 439 amino acids. The record is from RefSeq and is a predicted model, not a curated record.
CCAAAAGACGUGGUGGACUAACGUUGAACAAACUUUGGACUAAAAUUCAUGCAAACAAUCUGCUGUUGAAACGGCAUUGUAAGUUUCUGGAACGCAAAAGACCUGGACAAACUUCGGACAAACAAUCUGUUGUUGAAGCUGCAGAAAGUGGGAAUAUGUCUACGCAGGCAGAUUUUUUUAAGGGCAUCCCUAAGAUCGCAUAUAUGCCCAGCGCUGGUCCUGGAGACGUACUGUGCUUUAAACACUACAAUGCCGGGGAGGUGCUGAUGGGAAAAACGAUGGAGGACUGGCUGAGGUUUUCUGUCUGUUUCUGGCACUCUUUCUGUGGAACUGGUGUGGAUCCUUUUGGGUACCAGACUCUUCAUCGGCCCUGGAAUGAGGGGACUCCAAUGGAAGCGGCCAAGAGGCGUGUCAGAGCUGCUUUUGAGUUUUUCACUAAACUUGGUGUGAAAUAUUACACAUUUCAUGACAGAGAUAUGGCUCCUGAAGGCAGCACAUUGGAAGAAUCCAACAGAAAUCUGGAUGAGAUCACAGACCUGACUCUGCAGCUGCAAAACCAGACUGGAAUCAAAGUGCUGUGGAUCACCUGCAACCUCUUCACUCACCCUCGGUACAUGAAUGGUGCAGCCACUAACCCAGACGUCCAUGUCCUGGCUUAUGCUGGGGCUCAGGUAAAGAAGGGACUCGAUAUCGCCAAGAAGCUGGGAGCAGAAAACUUUGUGUUUUGGGGUGGAAGAGAGGGUUUCCAUUCUAUCCUUAACACAGAUGUUGGGGCUGAACUGAAGCACAUGGCCAACUUCUUUAAAAUGGCUGUUAAGUACAAGGAGAAGAUUGGGUUGAAUUGUCAGUUUCUCAUUGAACCAAAACCCAAAGAGCCCUGCAAACAUCAGUAUGACUACGAUGCGAUGAGUGUCAUUGCCUUCUUGAAGCAUUAUGAUCUGGAGAAACAUUUCAAACUAAACAUAGAGCCAAAUCACACAACUUUGGCUGGACAUUCCUAUGAACAUGACAUUAUUAUGGCCUCAUCGUUUGGUAUGUUGGGUUCAGUGGAUGCAAACACUGGAUCCCCUGAUUUGGGAUGGGACACAGACCAGUUCCCAAUGGACAUCAGAAACACCACUUUGGUUAUGAAAACCAUCAUUGAACAAGGGGGAAUCCAACCAGGAGGUCUCAACUUUGACGCUAAGGUGCGUAGAGAAUCCACCAAUCUGGAGGAUUUAUUUAUUGCUCAUAUUGGAGCCAUGGAUGCUUUUGCAAGAGGACUUAGAAACGCUGUUUGCAUGAUUCAAGACGGACUUCUUCCAGGCAUGGUGAAGGAGCGAUAUAUGAGCUACAACUGCAGACUUGGUGAGAAAGUGGAAGCAGGCUCUGCCACCUUAGAGGAUUUAGAGGCCUGUAUCAAAGAGACCGGAGAGCCAAAAUUUACAUCAGGGCAGCAAGAAAAAUUUGAAUCGAUCUUCAAUCACUACAUUUAGCCUCAGAGAAAAAGUUCUAUUUGCACUGCCUGUUUUUGAACUAUGAAGGUGAUUUGAUGAAAACAUAGACUAAUAAUUAAUCCCAUUAUAUUGUACUUACAGCAGCAUAGUGUGUGAAAAGGAUGAUGGCGGUGUAGCUGUGUCAGUUGGUAGGCAUUACCUAUUAUGUAAUCUGUUA